This is a messenger RNA of Hydractinia symbiolongicarpus, 1817 nucleotides long. Its product is annotated as mitochondrial carnitine/acylcarnitine carrier protein-like. The record is from RefSeq and is a predicted model, not a curated record. The coding region runs from base 619 to 1563 and encodes 314 amino acids. NCBI's taxonomy places the organism in Eukaryota, Metazoa, Cnidaria, Hydrozoa, Anthoathecata, Hydractiniidae. Gene Ontology annotation, cellular component: mitochondrial inner membrane; mitochondrial envelope. The transcript is spliced from 11 exons. Gene Ontology annotation, molecular function: O-acyl-L-carnitine transmembrane transporter activity. Gene Ontology annotation, biological process: carnitine transmembrane transport; mitochondrial transport.
GUAUAAAAAAUCAAAGUUUAUUCAAGGAUGCAUGGCUUAAAGAUAAAAUAAUAUCCUUUUCGGUUGACCUUUGGAAGCGACCACUACUUAGAAAAGUUCAAAGUGUACUAAAAGAAACUUUCCGUGCAGGACAAGGAGUAAAAACAUUAGAUACGCAUGUUAAAGGAGCUAAAUACAUCCAACGAACUUCCACGAAAUAGCCACUAGGACAGACAAAGAAGCAUACUAGAAAGAAAAGAAAAUUGGAAAAACCAUACUUAAACUUUUAUCCUUCCCUCUAACUACUUAAAUGACGCAAUGUAUGAGUGCUUUAAUGAAUGGAGAUUACAAAAACAAUUCAAUCAACUCUCAACGAUAAUUUAUAUUUAAUUGCUUUUGCUAAAGCAACACUUUUAAACAUAAAUUUGAAUUAUUAUUUUGUUUUUAAUUUUGUAUGUAACGUGUAGAAAACCGUUAUAUUCAUAAUUGCUUAAAUAAAGAAAGACUGGAAGAUACAUAUUAGAGAUGUCGUUGUGUUUUGUUCCUGGUGGCCAUUAUGUAUCAAAGAAAUAAGAAAAUCGUGUUAUAUUAUCUGACGAAUAAAUUAUACAUUACAGUUUAUCAUUGUUUAAGUCAGUGAUGACAAAAGAAUUAACACAUAUGGAUAUUGAUAAUCAGAAUAUUACUGCACCAGCGCCUCCACCGCUGCCAUCGCCGCUAAAAAAUUUUAUCGCUGGCGGAGUUGGAGGAAUUUGCCUUGUGGUCACUGGUCAACCACUAGACACAAUUAAGGUUCGUUUACAAACACAAAAUGUUAAAGCUGGUGAAGCCCCUCUUUACAGAGGUACAUUUGAUUGUGGAAAAAAAAUUAUUCAAAGAGAGGGUUUUCGAGGUUUUUACAAAGGCAUGGCAACAGUACUAAUUGGGAUCACUCCAAUAAUUGCUAUUUCCUUCUUCGGUUUUGGUGUAGGAAAAAAAUUGCAAACAACGGAUGUCAAACAAGAAUUAACGUUGCCACAGAUAUGGAAUGCUGGUAUGGUAGCUGGCGUUUUCACAACUGUUGUAACAGUACCUCCCGAAAGAGUCAAAUGUCUGCUACAGAUUCAAACUGGUGGCCGUAAAAAUUCUAAAUAUAACGGGGCGUGGGAUUGUGCUAAAAAGAUUUACCUGGAAGAAGGCUUCUUCAGAGGGUUUUAUCGUGGAACUGCUGCAACUUUACUUCGUGAUGUUCCAGCCAGCGGCGCCUACUUUAUGAGUUAUGAGAUGUUGUUACGUUAUCUAACACCUGAAGGGGAAAGCCGAGCACAUCUUAAUCCACUGAGAUUUCUUGUUGCUGGAGGCACUGCUGGUGUAAUUGACUGGAUUGUUGCUAUUGGUCCUGACACCUUAAAGUCUCGAUUUCAAACAGCACCUCCUGGAACUUACACCGGCAUACGCGAUGUCUUUCGAAAAUUAGUGAAACAAGAGGGUAUAACUGCUUUGUUUAAAGGAUUAACUCCAGUUAUGAUUCGUGCUUUCCCUACAAGCGCGGUAUGUUUCCUUGGUUACGAAGUGACGAUCCAAGCACUAAAUGCCUUAUGGUAGAAAUAUAUCUGAUUGCACGUGUGUGUGUUUUUUCACGCCGUUCGAAUUCUUUUUUUAAAAUGUUCUCGUAAAAUUAUUUUUGUUCCUAUUACAGAUUUUGUAACUUAAUAUUUUUCAAUUUGUAAUCCGACUAGAAUUAUUACUCUAAAAAUCUAAUAAAUUUGUUAUUCAAACCAGAAUUUCCGAUCAAAACUCUCAUAUAGAACCUUGUAUAAUCCGAAUCCACAUAAUUCGUAAACACUGAAGCUUUUUUU